AGUCAGUGACAGUUGUGCGACAUAUUAAUCUCCUUUUUUUCAACAUAUUUAGUGAUAUUUAGUUAUCAUUGACAUGAAAACCAAUUUAUAUUCUAUUAUUUGCGUAAAAUGUAAAUAUUGAUCACACGAUGUAUUACAAAUUACAGAAUUAUCUGCAAUAACUGUUUACACUGCCAAACAUGAAUACAAAUCUUAAGAGACACAGUGUUCAUUGUCAACCAGAUGUCCACAUAAUGGGUUGUGUCGAGCGAACGCAAGGAGAUGGCAUGGAAAAUGCAACAGCAGACAAGACUGAAAUUAAGCAGAGUCGAAGUCGUCUGGGAGACACUCUUAUUUAUCAUCCUACAAAUUUAAAGCAAUUAGGGUCGACAGCUCCGGUCACUCCUAUUGGUACAAUAGUAAACCUGGUGCCAAAAAAUAUUAGUAAUACAAAGCAAGAGAAGCAUAUUUUACACUCCUUAAAAUCAAAAGAACCAAAAUUUGUACCAUACGAGCCUUAUAAAGCAGCUGUAAAUCCAAUAGUGCCGCUCGAAAAAAAGAACAAAAAAUUACCUAAGAAUAAAUCUAGCUUGAAUGCCACAGUUGCGCAAAUUUCCACGAUGAAGAUUGAAGACAACACCGUGAGAUUGAAGGAUUGUAUGAAAGAAAGUAAAGAGAAAACCUCAGAAGUUGAGUGGAACAAUGAAAAAAGAAUAUAUGAGGCUGAGAUUCGCAAGUUGAAAGAAGAAAACAAUCAGCUUGAAACUCAGUUGAAAUUUCAAGCACAGGUCAAUGGAGAAUUAAAAAAUUUAUUGGUUGCUGCUGUGGGAGAAGAUUUAGAAACAAGAGUUCAUCUGUUAACCGAAGACAAAUUGCAACUUGCAAGAGCUCUCUUAAAUUCAGCUCAACAUUUGUCUACACAUCAGGAACAAACAGAAUGGCUAGCAGGCCAAUGCGAAGUUUGGAGAAGUAAAUUUCUAGCUAGUAGCUUAAUGGUGGAGGAUUUGGCAAGAUGGAAAGCUGCGCUAUGCCAGAGAACAACAGAACUGCAGGAAAUUAUAAAACGACUGUUGGAAGAACAUAAUAUUAUUCGGGAUAUAUCGCUCAAAACGUACAGAAUGCUCACGAUCCUACGGGAGAAAUUCGAUUCUAUAGGAACAACAACCCGCAAGAAACACGAAUUAGCUAGUACCAAUAUUGUUGAUCUUACACAGGGAUGUUAUCAACUUGCAGAAAUUCUAAGAGUCAGUCUUCUGAGUGGUAUUCCGGAUUCAGAAUUACAAAAAGAGCUGAACGUAAUCGGUUUAGAUAUGAAAACGCUCGCAGAGACCAAUGCGGAAAAAUUGCUAAUGAAUCAGAAAUUGCCCAUGACUGGAAGAGAAGAUGUUGCCUGUACUGCAGUUAUGGGAGCGGCGGUCGCGGUCGGUGGACAGAUGUUUCUUCCACAAUGUGAUGUCAACAAUAUGACAUGUUGCCCACAUUGUAGCGGCGAGAUUAAACAGAUAUGAAGAUAAAAACGUUUACU
This is a messenger RNA of Monomorium pharaonis (pharaoh ant), 1504 nucleotides long. RefSeq names its product golgin-45. The coding region runs from base 180 to 1487 and encodes 435 amino acids. Gene Ontology annotation, cellular component: Golgi membrane. The transcript has 6 exons. NCBI's taxonomy places the organism in Eukaryota, Metazoa, Arthropoda, Insecta, Hymenoptera, Formicidae. The record is from RefSeq and is a predicted model, not a curated record. Gene Ontology annotation, biological process: Golgi organization; Golgi to plasma membrane protein transport.